Messenger RNA from Caenorhabditis remanei, 1647 nucleotides. RefSeq lists its product as uncharacterized. Bases 1 to 1647 code for a protein of 548 amino acids. The transcript has 7 exons. Gene Ontology annotation, molecular function: CoA-ligase activity. The record is from RefSeq and is a predicted model, not a curated record. Lineage: Eukaryota; Metazoa; Nematoda; Chromadorea; Rhabditida; Rhabditidae.
AUGAUAAUCAAAUCGAAGCUUCCAAAUCUAGAGAUCCCAAAUAAGACGUUUCACGACUUCUUGUUUGACGAGUGGGAGAAGUUUAAGGAUGAUGUCGCUAUUAUCGACAACGACUCGAUCGAACAGUUCACCUUCCAAGACAUCAAAGAGAAGGCUGAGUACAUUGCCAAGUCGUUGAUGUACAUGCGAGUCGAGAAGAGUGAAGUGGUCCUUCUCGUUAUGGAUUGGUCGCCAGCAGCUAUCUACAUCUCGCUGGGUGUCUCAAUGGCAGGCGCCGCCAUACAAAUCGUCUCACCGAAACUUCAAGCAUGGGAAAUGCAAUUUCCCGUUAGAGAGAGCGAAUCGAGAUUUGUGUUCUCGGAUUCCCUAGGACUCCGUGAAAUUGAUAAAUUGAUGAAGACUUUGAACAGAGAGUACAGAAUUAUCUGCACCGGAACUCGCGACUUUGCAAACGGGUACCCAAUUAUUGAGGACUUGGCAUUCGCCGCCGCACAAGACCUUCCAUACCACAAAAUUGAUCCGGAGACCGAUAUUGUGUACCUUCCGUAUUCUAGCGGUAUUCAUGGAAAGCGUAAGGGAAUUGUGACGACUCACCGAAUCAUGGUAGCAAAGACGAUGGUUAUGUGGAACCCAACACAGCACACAGAGUUUCAACGUGGUGACACUACACUCACAAUGAUUCCACUUCAUAAGCAAAUUGGACUCGAUGCAAUGUAUUGUGCACUUCUAAAUGGUUUGACUGUAGUGACUGAGAAAAACUUCUGUGUGCACUCGUUUAUGACUUGUAUUCAGAGAUAUAAGAUCCGCGCAGUCCAUCUCACCCCAUAUCUGAUGAACCUGAUGAUGUUCGAAGCUGAAAAUCAUGCUUACAAUGUGGAAAGUUUGGAGAGGGUACUUACCGGAGCGGAUGCAGUGACUGAGGAGUUGUAUGAGGACUUUACUGCAUGUUUCCCGUCCGUGAAGAGAAUUACGCAGACCUAUGGAAUGACUGAAGUCGGUUUGAUUUCCCGUAACUACAAAGACGACACCCAAUUCACACAUUCUUGUGGUCAACUCACUGCAAAUUUGGAGCUGAAAGUUCUAGAUGUUUUAACUGGAAAAUUGUUGGGACCCCGAGAGAAAGGACAGAUUUGUGUGAAGGGCCUUCCAGCUGACUCACCGUAUUUGAAUAAUCCACGUGCCACAGAGGAACAUUUUAUUGACGGAUGGAGAAAGACAGGUGAUAUUGGAUAUUUUGAUGAAGAUGAGAACAUCUACAUUGUGGACAAACUAAAGGAAAUGAUUAAAGUGUUUGGGUAUCAAGUGAUUCCAAAAGAGAUUGAAACACUUCUACUGACUCACCAAUCUGUGGAGGAGGCUGCAGUGGUGGCAAUCAAUAAUGAGUUGUCGGGAGAGAGACCAGUCGCUUUUGUGGUUUUGAAGAAGGGACACCAAGUGACAGAGGAUGAUUUGAAGGAUUAUGUGAAUAAACGCGUCAUCCGCUACAAACAUCUCGUCCGUAUCAACAUCACACAGUUCCUUCCUCGUUCUGCAUGUGGUACUCUUCUCCGUCGUCUUCUGGCUGAAGCCGCUGUCAUGUCAGUUGCCUCGAUUGCAGAUGUUGAGAAGGAGUUUGCUGAGGAGGUCAAACAUGCAUUGGCUACUUGA